AUGGCGGCCUCCUCGUCCUCGAUCCUCCUGCUGGUCCUUGCCGCCACCUCUGUGGCCUGCGCGAGCGCCUCCACCUUCACCAUCAGGAACAACUGCGGCUUCACGCUCCGGCCGCGUGUGGGGCCGCACGGGCUGCUCCUUCAACGGCAACAGCGGGAGCUGCCAGACGGGCCGGGCGACUGCGCCGGCUCGCUCUCCUGCACGCUCUCCGGGAAGCCUCCCAUGACGCUGGCCGAGUUCACGCUCGGCGGCAGCCAGUACUUCUACGACAUCUCGGUGAUCGACGGCUACAACCUCGCCAUGCGAUUCUCCUGCAGCACCGGCGUGACCCUCAACUGUGGCAGCUCCAGCUGCCCCGACGCCUACCUCUUUCCCAACGACAACACCAAGACCCAUGCCUGCAGCGGCAACAGCAACUACCAGGUCACCUUCUGCCCAUGA
Messenger RNA from Miscanthus lutarioriparius, 441 nucleotides. The record is from the annotation of a GenBank genome assembly. NCBI's taxonomy places the organism in Eukaryota, Viridiplantae, Streptophyta, Magnoliopsida, Poales, Poaceae.